AUGGAGGUUGUAGCUACACCUCCAUUUGAUGAGGCCUAUCUACAGGAGUGUGAGAAUGCAAUCAACCUGCAGAUUGAAUGGGAUUUAAAUGCCUCUUAUACCUUUUUAACCAUGUCUUCUCACUUCAAGCGAGAAGACGUGGGUCUGCUGAACUUCGCCAGCUAUUUUCUACAUCUAUCGGUAAACGAACUAGAAUAUGUAGAAAAUUUAAUGACACUACAAGUCCAACGUGGCAGACAAAUGCAGCUGGGAAACAACUUGAACUUUGAGGAGCAGGACUGGAACGACCCGUUAUAUGCCCUGGAGUACAUAUGUCAAGUAAAGCAGCACAGCUUAGUGAACCUCAUGUUUCUUUACUCCUCAGCCACAGACCGGGGUGACCAGGAGCUGUCUGACUUCGUAAAUAUCCACCUUCUACAAAACCUGACCAAGGAUAUAAUAGUGCUUCGCUACCACCUCACUCACUUGCUUUUUCUGCAAAGCGAGGACAUCCCCCUUGCUGAAUAUAACUUCGGCUUCUUGGAUGAAAACGACCAGGAAUAA
Messenger RNA from Echinops telfairi (small Madagascar hedgehog), 543 nucleotides. Its product is annotated as ferritin heavy chain-like. Gene Ontology annotation, molecular function: ferrous iron binding; ferric iron binding. NCBI's taxonomy places the organism in Eukaryota, Metazoa, Chordata, Mammalia, Afrosoricida, Tenrecidae. Gene Ontology annotation, cellular component: cytoplasm. The record is from RefSeq and is a predicted model, not a curated record. The transcript has a single exon. Gene Ontology annotation, biological process: intracellular iron ion homeostasis; iron ion transport. Bases 1 to 543 code for a protein of 180 amino acids.